Neogale vison (American mink) is the source of this 2804-nucleotide messenger RNA. It is a transcript of the gene CHMP7, whose product is annotated as charged multivesicular body protein 7. NCBI's taxonomy places the organism in Eukaryota, Metazoa, Chordata, Mammalia, Carnivora, Mustelidae. The record is from RefSeq and is a predicted model, not a curated record. Gene Ontology annotation, biological process: late endosome to vacuole transport via multivesicular body sorting pathway; vesicle budding from membrane. Gene Ontology annotation, cellular component: ESCRT III complex; cytoplasmic side of plasma membrane; multivesicular body. The coding region runs from base 106 to 1476 and encodes 456 amino acids. The transcript is spliced from 9 exons.
UGACAGAGGAGGAGGCGGUCAAGGAACGGAAGCCGGGAAGGAACCAGGGCGGAAGGGGACCAGGGCCGGGGUUGUGUUCGGAGCCUUGGCGGGGCUGGGGUUCCGAUGUGGUCCCCGGAGCGGGAGGCCGAGGCCCCGGCCGGGGGAGACCCGGCGGGCCUACUGCCCCCCGAGUGGGAGGAGGAUGAGGAACGCAUGUCUUUCCUGUUCUCCGCCUUCAAAAGGAGUCGCGAGGUGAACAGCACCGACUGGGACAGCAAGAUGGGCUUCUGGGCUCCGUUGGUGCUGAGCCACAGCCGCCGCCAGGGGGUGGUGCGCCUGCGUCUGCGGGACUUGCAGGAGGCCUUUCAGCGCAAGGGCAGUGUCCCGCUGGGGCUGGCCACCGUGCUACAGGACCUGCUACGUCGAGGGGAGUUGCAGCGGGAGUCAGACUUCAUGGCCAGUGUAGACAGCAGCUGGAUCUCCUGGGGGGUUGGAGUCUUCCUGCUGAAGCCCCUCAAGUGGACUCUUUCCAACAUGCUAGGCGAUAAUAAAGUUCCUGCCGAGGAGGUGCUCGUAGCCAUGGAGCUGCUUAAGGAGAAGGCCGAGGAGGUGUACCGUCUGUAUCAGAACUCCCCGCUCUCCUCCCACCCCGUGGUGGCCUUGUCAGAGCUGAGCACCCUCUGUGCGGGCUCCUGUCCGGAUGAGAGGACCUUCUACCUAGUGUUGCUGCAGCUGCAGAAAGAGAAGAGAGUCACGGUUCUCGAGCAGAAUGGGGAAAAGAUUGUGAAGUUUGCCCGAGGGCCACAUGCCAAGGUCUCUCCGGUCAACGAUGUAGAUGUCGGGGUGUACCAGCUGAUGCAGAGUGAACAGCUGCUAUCGCGCAAGGUGGAGUCCCUGUCCCAGGAAGCAGAGAGGUGUAAAGAAGAAGCCCGCCGGGCAUGCCGAGCAGGAAAGAAGCAGCUGGCUCUGAGGUCUCUCAAGGCCAAGCAGCGGACAGAGAAGCGCAUCGAGGCCCUGCAUGCCAAGCUGGACACUGUUCAAGGCAUCCUGGACCGGAUCUACGCCUCCCAGACAGAUCAGAUGGUUUUCAAUGCCUAUCAGGCUGGGGUAGGAGCACUAAAACUCUCCAUGAAGGAUGUCACAGUGGAGAAGGCAGAGAGCCUUGUGGAUCAGAUCCAAGAGAUUUUGACAGUGAGGAACUGGAGAAGGAAUUGGACAUCCUUCUUCAGGAUACCACCAAAGAACCUUUGGAUCUGCCCGAAAACUCCCCUGAGACAUUUUAUACCAACAGUGUGCCUAACCCUAGGAUCUCGGACGCUGAACUUGAAGCUGAACUUGAGAAAUUGUCCUUAUCAGAGGGAGGUUUGGUCCCAAGCAGUAAAUCUCCAAAAAGGCAAUUGGAACCGACUCUCUAAAGCCAUUCUAGGACCCUUAAGUGAAGGACCCUCGUGUAAAAGAGAGACCAGGCUUGUGUGUGUGUACAUAGUUAUUUAAAUGAGAAACUCUCAGAAUUUGUUGGGAAGAGGAGGAAGGAGAACUGCUUCGAUGUAUCUGGAUGCCACCACUCACUACAGGACAGAUGUAAUUUCUGGAAGCGUGCUCGCGAGGCGUGCUCCCAGCUGGUGUCAUGGACCUGCCUUCUCAUCUUUAUAGUGCCACAAUUUAUACAGUUCUGUGUUUGACCUGUCGUCUCUCAUAGCCUGCAGUCCUUGCCGUUGGCUCAGUUAGGUUUGUCUUUACCCGCCAGCUUUGUUCCAGCCCACGAAGGCGAAAGAGUUGCAGCUUUGCCAAAUCAAAACCAGUCCCUUCUCCCCACCCCCACUGUUUUUCCCCCGAGGACUUUAUUCUGUAAGGUCAGGUAAGCGACUUGUUCCGGUCCUACUCUGUUUUCACUGCAAUGCAAGGAAGGAGAAUCAAACAGCUGCCACCUGAUGGAGGAACGUACAGUGUGAAAGGGUGUUCUGUGGGGCCGCUGGCCAGAUUCUCCAGGUGUUCAGAAAAAGAGGUCACCCCUGAGUGUCAGAGUCACGACACCUGGCAAGGGGGCUUGUGUAGUUGGGGGGAUGCUGCUGUCUUUUCCGUCUUAUGCAGAAGAUCUGCGGACUGGAGAGUUAUUCUUAGUCUUUUGAACUUGACAGGGAGAAGCCCAGGCGACUAUUAGGGCCCCGGGUGUCCAAACUCCAUAUUUUUUUUAACGAGGCACAAUCUCUGCCUUGCCCCCAUCACAGAAUAACUUAACAUAUAACUUAAAUAUGCGUAUCAGAACAAGCCACACAACCACACGCCUCCCCUUCUUGAGCCUGGCACACAACAGCAGGUUCUUGGUUUGAACUUCAGAAGCAUUUCGCUUUGGAGCCCGUUGCUCAGGGCAGGGGAUCUGAGCCAGGAUGUGCAAUAGAAGCAGAAGAUGUGGCCUUCCGCCAUGUCUGCUGUGUACUUCCCCGGUCCUGCGCCAUACCUGUCCUGCCUCCUCACGUGCUGUCUUCCUGCUUCCUUUGAUGGACUGGGGAGGAUGGUACUGGGGGGAGGGGCGGCAGACAGGAGGGUCUGAAUGUUCUGGCAACACGGAGAAGAAAGGAGGACAGCUGUACUGCCACUCUGCUGCCACAGUAACAAGUAUUUCUGCCUGGAGCCCUUUGCCCUGGCCCUCCUCCACGAGGUGCCACAGAGCCCAGGGAAAGAAUUUGCUCCAGGCAAGGAGCAUGAAUUACUGUUCAAUUUCUCUCCUACUUGACCUUGGUAAACUGAAAUGUUGGGGGUGAAGAGAAACAAUCACUAUUUUUUCUUUUUUAUCUGAUAAAUAAUUAAAAGAAAAAAUCCGA